Molecule: messenger RNA, 2875 nt
Organism: Styela clava
Lineage: Eukaryota; Metazoa; Chordata; Ascidiacea; Stolidobranchia; Styelidae
Product: NEDD8 ultimate buster 1-like
Biological process (GO): regulation of ubiquitin-dependent protein catabolic process
Molecular function (GO): protein binding
Source: RefSeq, a predicted model, not a curated record
AACUUAUUAGACAAACUAACCGCAAUCAAGCUGCAAUACCGCCGACGCAUCAAUACACAUUGACCGUUGUGACGAAAGAUUUGCUGACUCGACUGACUUAAAUUCAACGCUACAGUGAUCUUCAUACUGAAACAUAGUUUGUCCUAAUUAUUGACGAAAACUUCUUUACGACUUUUAAUAAAUUAAAAGAGUUUACAUUAAAGUUUUUCUCUUAGUUAAAAUUUGGAUAAUAAUUUAUGUUAGCGAGAAGAGCCGCACAAAAAGUCUGGCGAGCCGCGGUGUGCCCACCCCUGACCUAUUCUAUCAACAUUAUACCUUUGAUUGGUUGAAAUCAUAGCAUCUGAAACAACUAAUUAACCAACUAAUCCUGGACCAAACAUGGACUGGUUACCAUACGAACGGCUGUGGUUCGUCAUAUGAUUGAACUGCCUUAUCGCCUUCCCUCUCCUCCGGGAUAAUUAUGUACCGUAAAUCCAAUCAAUCCCAUCAUUCUCACAAAUUAUUAUAAAAAUCCAAUGCUACUCUAAAAAUUCAGCAUAUUUCCUUUUUUUUAAUUCGCAAAUUUUAAUUUCUUAGAACAGAAUUUCUAGAAUAAAUAUAAUUUUGAAUCCCGAUUGGUGUCAAAUCUCACAACUUUUCUAUUAUGAAUCACAAAUGGCUUCAGAAACUCAAGCAGCUACUAACAAAGUGAAAAACCAUUUGCGUGUGAAGGGUGUAAAACUAUGGCUUCCUCCUUACACAAAAGAAAAUGGAGAGAUUGAAGCAGAUGCCAUGAAAACACUGGCUUUGGAAUUUAGUAAGGAAAUUAAAAUUCCAGAAAAUAUUGUCGUCAUAUGCUUGAAUGAACUCUGGCACCACACAGUAGAAAGAUUGCGUCAAAAUGAGAAUUAUAAAACGAAUAAAAUUGCGACAUUGAAACUCAAACAAUCAUCAACCGAAAAAGUGGAGUUUGAAAUUGUUGAAACAAAUUUGAAUGUCUCUGGGGGGGAACUAAAAAAAUUAGUCACAGAAAAAUUGAAGCUUUCAGAAGAUGUGAAACUCAUUUGUGGAGGUCGCGUGAUUCAGAAAGAUUCCUCACUCGAAUCACAACAUGUAAAGCACAACAGUGUUAUACUGUGUCUUGUAAUCGCCCAAUCAGCUCGCAAAGAGUCAUCAGAGGUCGAACAAGCAUUGAAAGCAGUCAAGCGUGCAAGAAAAGGGGCGGAGUUAUUGGCGGAGAUGGGUGCAGAAUCGAGCGAUAUGUCAGGGGCUUAUGAUGUUCAAAUAGCAGAUCAGAAAGGGCAAGCGUUAGAUUUACCAGAAGAAGAAAAACGUUCGCUCACAAUAGCUCUCGGACUACAUGAAAAAGGUCGUGCAAUAUUACAGCGUAAAAACUAUGAACUUGCUUUAUUACUUCUGCUAGAGGCCGAUAAAGAGUUCCGAGAAUGUCGUGCGGAAAUUUUAACGAUGGUCGAUAACUAUGCAGUGCUCUGUUUGGACAUCGUGUGGUGUUAUGUUUGCACAAAAAAUAUAUCCGCUCUUCCCGACGCGAAAUUAAGACUUAAAGAAUGUGAAAGCGCUUUUAAUAAAAGUUAUGGAGACUCAUUACAAAGACUGCUUGCAGUGAAGGGUUCUUCCGGAAAUGAAAUUGCACUUUUUGUUCGCUUGUAUUUACUCCAAGGAGUAGUUUUUUAUCACGAAGGACAAUACAAGGAGUCGAAUAGAUUAUUAGACAAAGCUCAAGGGUAUGCAAAGAUGGUUGUCACUGAUCAAGAUAAAGUAACGGAGUUGAUGACAAUGGGAUUGGCCGAGAGGGAGGCAAGGAGAGCAUUGAGGGCGAACAUGAUGGAUGUAAAACUGGCAACCCAGUGGGCUUUCAAACAACGAGAAGAACAUAAAGAAAUAAAGAAACAAGAGAGAGAGAAGAAAAGGAAAAAGGCAUUGCAAAAAAAAUUUGGGACGUGUGCCAACGAAGACCCAAUUAAUAUUGACACUUAUGAGCAACUCGUGUCACAGUUGGGGUUCGAACCCGCGUUAGUUGUUGAAGCACUGAAGCAUGCUAACAAUGAUGUGGGUGGGGCUAUAGAAAUGAUUGACAGUAAUCCUGACCAAUUACGUGAAGCUGUUCGAAUGAAUGCAGAAGAAAAUAAGAAAAAAAAUAAAAAGAGUGCGCUUCAACAGCUGAAAUCCAUGGGAUUUGAUGAAGGAGUCGCAAAAGCUUGUCUGGAACAUUUCUCUGGUGAACUAGAGGAAGCUGCUUCAUAUCUUGCUGAACAUUUAGGAGAAAUUCCCUCAGAAUGGAUCAGUUCCAUCAGCAGCGCUUUGGAAGACACAGACACUGCAAGUUCAUCUCGGAAACUGACGGAAGACGAAGAAGCAAUGGUGCAUGACGUCGCAGGUGAUGUCACGAAGCACACUGACGAAUAUCUCGAUAUCUCUUUGUCCGAGGAGUUAGAACUUAUUGUGCAAUAUCUGACAAUGAUCGAGUCAGUUUCUGGAAAAUAGGAAUUUUUCAAGUCUGGGUGUUGGAAAAAUUUAAUUUGAAUAAGAAUAUAUUUUAAUUUUAUUCUAUAAAUAUCUGUUUAAAAAAAAUUAAAUAAUUGAAUUUAUCUAUUCAGUUUUUUUUUAUGUUUCCAUUGUAUUGAUGCUGCCUUAAUGCGUGCUUUUUUGUAUUUCUGAUGUGUCUGACAAAAGUUUCGUUUAGUUACCGAACUAUUGACUUUCUUACUGACAUUGCUCCCAAUAUUGUUGAGUAUUUUAAGGGUCCGAAUAUCCGUCUUAUUUUGUAUAUGGCACUGUCUAAACUGCCUUUUUAUUGUUAUAAAAGCAUCUCCAACAAAUAACCUGUUCUUGUUUGAGGGAUUGCUCGCAGUUAGCAAUAAAUCCAUCUCAUCUA